CCCAACAAGUAUAAGCAAUCCUAAUAAAUAGUAAAUUACUAAUUGAUUAUGAUAGUGUAUCUUCUUUUUUGAUAUUAACAUAUCAAUAUUUGGUAUAUAAGAUUCUCAUCUAAUUUGAUUUUCUAUUAAAAAUAGAACUUAUCUACCAUUGACCAAAAAUAAGAAAGCUAAUUUGCUAAAAUUAUUUCAUCUCCUAAAACUUUCACCUAAUCUUAGGAAAUACAGUUAAGAUUGUUAGAUUCAAUAAUUAAAAAAAAAACACUUUUGCCUUUUCUUUACAAACAGGUUAUAUUUUGGUAGACUGAAAAUCGUAUAAGGUCUAAAAUGUAGUCUUUAUCGAGCCCAAAGACUGUGAGUUGCACUUUAUAUGUGUUAAAAGGCCAACACUGUUUCAAAAGCCCAGUUUGCUGUGCUAUAAUUAUCUUCAGUCAUUGGCCCAUCAAGAAGCUGCUUAUAUGUUGACUUGCUUCAACUAUGGUGGUAAACUCUACUAACCUGAGCUAAACAAAUCCAGUAAUGCAAUACGUAUCAGUUUGAUUUUCAUAAAACUUUGCGUACAACCUAAGAAUUACCUACAUAAAAAUCCAACGUCUGUUCCCCAUUUUUAAAUAAGAUUUUUAUUUAUGGUUAAGAAAUUGAAAGGUAUGUUAGGUAAGAGAUGUUCCCUAACAUUUAAACAUAAACAAUAAGAAUUUGUACUCCAAGUCCAACAUGUACAUAAUGUACUUUGAAAUGUAAUUUUAUCUGAUUAUUAACAUUUUGUUCAAAAAACAUCUAUUGUACUCCAGAAUGUACUUUAUUUAUAAAAAAAUAUUUGCAAAAUCAAAUAAGAUUAAAUUAUAGUAUACAAAGAACGAAAGUACAGUACUUGAAAUGAACAGACACCUGCGUAGUAGUACGAUCCUUGUGGAUUAUAUAUGUAUUCAAAAUCAAACUCUAUCAUGGCCACAACUGAAUUAAAAUGUAAAUAUUAAACCGAAAAUCGUCGAACCGGACCAGCGGGGGAAAAUCAAGUACCGGUUUUCGGGAUUGAAGUUUUCAAGAGGCUAAAAAUUUUAAGUCCAAAGACCACACUUUUCUCCUCACUCUUCUGCUACAGACUCGUUCUCUCUCUAUAUAUAAUCUGCUAAAAAUAGAUGACGAUCAUUGUCCGAAAAAUCUUGUCUCCUACUCUCUCUCCGCUCUGUUGUGACUACUAUAUAUCAUUACGAGCACAGAAGCCUCUGAGAUUGAUAUUCUUCCAAAAAUGGCGUUUAUGAGACUUGGCUCCAAAUCCGAAGCUUUCCAUCGCGAAGGCCAAACCUGGCUUUGCACUACUGGACUCGUGAGUGAUGUUACCAUUGAAGUUGGAGACAUGAAGUUUCACCUUCACAAGUUCCCAUUGCUCUCUAGAAGUGGGCUUCUCGAGAGACUAAUCGAAGAGUCAUCAAACGACGACGGAUCAGCAUGUGUCUUAACUCUAGACGAGAUACCAGGAGGCGGCAAAACGUUCGAGCUCAUUACAAAAUUCUGCUACGGCGUCAAAAUCGAGCUCACCGCACUCAACGUCGUCGCCCUCAGAUGCGCAGCCGAGUAUCUCGACAUGACCGAUAGCUACGGAGAAAGGAACCUCGUCGGUACGACAGAAACUUUCCUCAACGAAGUCUUUGGCAACUGGACCGACUCCAUCAAGGCUCUCCAGACGUGCGAGGAAGUCACCGACCACGCCGAAGAUCUCAACAUCAUCUCCAGGUGCGUUGAUUCUUUAGCUAGCAAGGCCUGUGCUGACCCGAGCCUUUUAGGAAAGAAGAAGAAUGAAGAUGAAACGCAUCUCUGGAACGGUAUCUCAAUGCUGCAACCAAACGGUGAAGACUGGUGGUUCGACGAUGCUUCUCUCCUCAUCUUGCCUCUCUUCAAAAGACUCAUCACAGCCAUCAAAUCGCGAGGGAUGAAGCCCGAGAACAUCGCCAUGGCGGUUAUGUACUACACAAGGAAACAUAUCCCUCUGAUGAACAGAGAUGACGAGCAAGCGACGAGUCCUUCAGAAGCCGAACAGAAGACCACUCUCGAAGAGAUAGUCGAGUUGCUUCCUAGCAAGAAAGGCGUAAACCCGACAAAGUUUCUCCUCAGGCUGCUCCAGACCGCAAUGGUGCUUCACGCAAGCCAAUCCUCGAGAGAAGAUCUCGAGACGAGGAUCGGUAACCAGCUCGACCAAGCUGCUCUAGUGGAUCUUCUCAUACCGAACAUGGGAUACUCUGAAACGCUUUACGACGUGGAAUGCGUUUUGAGAAUGAUCGAACAGUUUGUCUCUUCGACAGAACAAGCAGGCAUUGUCCCUUCUCCUUCCAUCACUGAAGGUGAUUUGGGGAAGGAUGGAGACGAUUUGCUAACUCCUACAACGUUGGUAGCAACUCUUGUCGACGGUUAUCUCGCUGAGGUGGCACCUGACGUGAACCUAAAGCUAACAAAGUUCGAAGCUAUCGCUGCUGCGAUACCUGAUUACGCAAGACCACUUGAUGAUGGAGUUUAUCACGCAAUAGACGUCUACUUGAAGGCGCAUGCAUGGAUUACGGAUUCAGAAAGAGAGCAGAUAUGCAGACUCAUGAACUGCCAGAAGCUCUCACUUGAAGCUAGCACGCACGCGGCUCAGAACGAGAGGCUGCCUCUUCGUGUGAUAGUUCAGGUUCUGUUUUUCGAGCAGCUUAGGCUCAGGACAUCUAUAUCGGGUUGGUUCUUUGUCUCUGAGGAUCUAGACAACCCUGAGCUGCUGCAUCAAAGUGGGGGCAACGGUGGUUUGUUAAAACCAAGAGGUGAGAACGUGAGAGAAAAGGUUUGUGAGCUGGAGAAAGAGUGCAUGAACAUGAAAGAAGAGCUUCAGAAGCUGGUGAGGUCGAAGAGAAGCUGGAAGAAUUUUACGAGGAAGCUUAACUUCAAGAAGAAAUCAGAAUGCUUCAACCCUAAGGAUCAAGCUAAGCCAGAGGUUUAGCAAACAACUGGCUCAGCUAGAUCCAUCGAUCAAACUACUCUGUUUUGAAACAG
Brassica napus (rape) is the source of this 3018-nucleotide messenger RNA. Its product is annotated as BTB/POZ domain-containing protein At5g03250-like. NCBI's taxonomy places the organism in Eukaryota, Viridiplantae, Streptophyta, Magnoliopsida, Brassicales, Brassicaceae. The coding region runs from base 1247 to 2965 and encodes 572 amino acids. The record is from RefSeq and is a predicted model, not a curated record. The transcript has 5 exons. Gene Ontology annotation, molecular function: protein binding.